Arachis duranensis is the source of this 2477-nucleotide messenger RNA. Its product is annotated as probable inactive receptor kinase At5g67200. The record is from RefSeq and is a predicted model, not a curated record. Gene Ontology annotation, biological process: protein phosphorylation. The transcript has 2 exons. The coding region runs from base 268 to 2250 and encodes 660 amino acids. Gene Ontology annotation, molecular function: protein binding; protein kinase activity; ATP binding. Lineage: Eukaryota; Viridiplantae; Streptophyta; Magnoliopsida; Fabales; Fabaceae.
GCAUUGCAUUCCCUCCUUACUCUCCCUUUUUCCUUCUCUUUCUUUGUGCUCUCUCCUUGCACCUUGUAAAUUGUGAAACCCCCAUUAUACCAUAACAUCAUUUCCUUUCUUAGUUGUGACUCGACAUAAAGUUAUAAACACAAUGACAAAGACACAUAAAUUCAAAAAAUAAAAAUACACAACAUCUCAUUCCACCACCUUCCAUUUCUUUCUUUCUUUCUUUCAUUCAUACUCGUCACCUCACUUGCAUUGAUCUUAGAUUCAAGAAUGACCAAUAUAACCUUAUCACAACUGCUUCUCUUACUGUUACUGUUGUUGUUGUGGAAUAAUGCAUCUUGUUUACUGCCUCCUCAAGAUGCCGUCUCCCUAAUGGCAUUCAAGUCCAAAGCCGAUCUCAAUAACCGUCUCAACUUCGCCAACACCAGCGCCGCCGCACAACACCGCUUCUGCCACUGGCAAGGAGUCCAAUGCGCCGCAAACAGAGUGGUCCGCCUCGUCAUCCAGGACUUGGAUCUCGGUGGCGUCUUCGCUCCGGACACACUGUCGAAGCUGGACCAGCUCCGGGUGCUGAGCCUUCACAAUAACUCCCUAACCGGACCCAUACCGGACCUCUCAGGUCUCACAAACCUCAAGAGUCUCUUUCUCCACAACAACCGUUUCAACGGUUCUCUCCCUCUUUCACUCUUCUCCCUCCACAGGCUCCGAACCUUGGAUUUCUCCCACAACAACCUCUCCGGUCACAUUCCAAUUGCAUUCACCAAACUCGACCGCCUCUACUCCCUUCGCUUGAGUUGGAACCACUUCAACGGUACCGUUCCUCCUUUCAACCAGUCUUCUCUCAAAACCUUUGACGUUUCCUGCAACAACCUCACCGGCGCCGUUCCCCUCACACCUACAUUGUUCCGUUUUGAUGCUUCCUCUUUCUCUUUCAACCCGGGACUCUGCGGCGAAAUCAUCCACAAGGAAUGCCAUCCGAGUACGCCGUUUUUCGGCCCCAUAGCGGCGUCUUCGCCUCCGCCAGCAGUGGUUCUCGGCCAGAGCACGGAAGUUCACGGCGUUAAUGGCAUUUUCCGGCAGCCGUACGAGAAGAAGCGAGACAGGACGGCAGUGAUUGUGGGAUUCUCCGCGGGAGUGGUUGUUCUCGUGGCAUCGUUGGUGUGCUUCGCGGUGGCCGUGAGGAGGCAGAGGAGGAGCAGCGGAGGAGAAGAGAACAAGAAGGAAGGAGCAAUCAGGUCAGGGUACAUGGGAUCGGAUGCGGCGGCGACGGCGGAGGCAGCGGCGGCAAUGCAGGUGGAGCAAGAAAGAGAGCUGGAGGAGAAGGUGAGGAGGGCACAGGUAGUGGCGAAGAGUGGGAGUUUAGUAUUCUGUGCGGGGGAGGCGCAGGUGUACACGCUGGAGCAGCUGAUGAAGGGUUCUGCGGAGCUUUUAGGGAGAGGGUGUUUGGGCACGACUUACAAGGCGGUUCUUGAUAACCGUCUGAUCGUUACGGUUAAGAGGCUUGAUGCUGGGAAGAUGGGUGCACAUGCAACAAAGGAGGUUUUCGAGCGACACAUGGAAUCAGUGGGUGGCCUUCGCCAUCCCAAUUUGGUUCCUGUAAGGGCUUAUUUUCAGGCUAAGGAUGAGAGGCUCGUUAUCUACGAUUACCAACCCAAUGGCAGCCUCUUCUCCCUCAUUCACGGUUCUAGAUCAAGCAGGGCAAGGCCAUUGCACUGGACAUCGUGCUUAAAAAUAGCAGAAGACGUAGCACAGGGUUUGUCGUACAUCCACCAAGCAUGGAGAUUGGUCCACGGCAAUCUCAAAUCCUCCAAUAUUAUCCUUGGCCCUGAUUUCGAGGCCUGCAUCACGGACUAUUGCCUCACCCUUCUGGCCAACCCAUCAGACUUGCAUGAAGAUGCUGAUUCCGCCGCCUACAGGGCUCCGGAGACUCGCAAUCCCAAGCACCAUCACCAACCAACACCCAAAUCAGACGUUUAUUCAUAUGGGGUUCUGCUCAUGGAGCUUCUCACUGGGAAAUCUCCCUCUGAGGUACCGUUCUUGGUUCCGAACGAUAUGUUGAGUUGGGUGAGGUCCAUAAGGGAUGACAAUGGUGGUGAUGAUAGUAGAAUGGACAUGCUUCUUCAGGUGGCUACGACUUGUAGCUUGACCUCGCCGGAGCAGAGACCCACCAUGUGGCAAGUCUUGAAGAUGUUGCAGGAGAUCAAGGAGAUUGUAUUAUUGGAGAAUAAUACUGAAUUGGACUUGCGGCAGUAGUAGCAGUGCUACCUGUCAUGCGGGAAAUUCAUUCUUUUGAAUUUGAGGGGGUUUACUUAUUUUUACUGUUAUAUAAAUCGUGGAUAGAACUUAGAAAGACAAAAAGAGUAGUGUUAGUUUUAUGAAAAUAAGAUUUAGAUAGAAAUCAAAAGAUGAUGCCUUAUUGUCUGUUGUAAAUAGUAACGUAUUUGCUUUUUUCUUUCGGGUACCUGAUACUAAAUUACUAA